AUGUCUACUCCUUUUUAUAACUCUCUCUUUCUUCUUUCUUAUCUCGUAGAAAACCCUCCCGAUAGUUCGGGGAGCGCGCCGUUGACCGAUGAGUGGGUUAGUGAGGCCUUCACGCAUUGGUCACGGUUGGAUACUGCGUGGCAAGAGAACGAGCCUGGGUUCUUGUCCGAGGAGGAGUGGGCGUUGUUGGAGGAUAGCCUUUGGUGUGUCUUGAUGGACAUUGAUACCGGCGAAGUUGAAAAUUCGAUUGAGGACUUUAAUUGUCUGGCAUCCCAAGCGACAGAGCGUGGGGUACAGGUGGACUUGAUCACUAUACCAGAUUCUCCACCAGCUAGCGACGAUGGCUCUAGUACUCCUCGUCCCGCAGAUUAUAUUUCUCAAGAGCCCGGCCCCCUUCAUUCAAUUUUUGAAGACUCCAAUUCUCCACCUCUUCACAACUAUAUCUGGGAGGACGAUAUUGUACCUUCCCUCACUACUAAAGCUGCGGUAGAAGACACCCCCAGUCGCACCCUUCGUCCUCGUGUACAAGGUCGUGCUGUCACAGCGUUGGAGGCGUCGGGUGCGACCGAGGCAAUUAUUUCGCAUGCUUAUGGUCUGGGCACCAGUACUGUUCGUUACGUUAAUUGGCGCUUACUUGCUGCAGAAGGAAUUCCCGAGGAAGAAGUCGUCCUUCCUGCAAAGCGUCGCCGUGUUGAGGAUUCUCCUCCCCGAUUGACUGCUGAGGAAAAAGGGAAAGGUCGUGCCGUGGCUAGCUCGUCUACUCCUGGCCUUCGCAGAGGUCGUCCCCGUAAAAUUCGCGAAGAGUCUGCCUCCAUGACUCACAAACGCGGAGGUUUAGGUGAACCUAUCCCCAAGAACGCGCGCGAAAUCCAAAGUCCGGAUCUUCGUCCCAUUGACUUGAUCAUUCCUGAUCAAGAUUUUGAUGAUUACGUCGGUUGCCAAGGCGCGUAUUUUAGACGCGAUAUUGCCCACAAGUUCGGGCACUUUAUGAGUACGCCUUGUGAUGCCUGCAAGAAGGCCAAGGCCCAGUGCCGCAGUGUUCGGUCUGCCUCUACCAAGUGUGCGCGAUGCGCUAUUCACAAGCAUGAUUGCUUGGUAGAUGGUAACCGUGAAGUUAACACUCUGGAAUGGGUCUUCGUCCCUCAACCUUCUAUCGUUUCCGAAAUUCGCGAGUUCCUUCGUCGCAUUCGCCAGGAGGCUCGUUGGAUUAACGCGUCGGAUAAGCCUGCCCCUUCUUUUUACCGGGCGGCUCAUCUAGACAACGCCAACUUGGUAUCCGAAUUAUUUGAGAAGGCCGUUGUCCAAAACGAGUCUCUAAUUGAUGACGAGGCUAUUGAAUCAAACGGUGAAGGUGAAGAAGGCGAUGACGAGGCCGAGGAGUCUAAUGGUGAGAGGGAGGACUUGGGUGAACUCGAAGAUUAA
Desarmillaria tabescens is the source of this 1422-nucleotide messenger RNA. RefSeq lists its product as uncharacterized. Gene Ontology annotation, molecular function: DNA-binding transcription factor activity, RNA polymerase II-specific; zinc ion binding. Bases 1 to 1422 code for a protein of 473 amino acids. Lineage: Eukaryota; Fungi; Basidiomycota; Agaricomycetes; Agaricales; Physalacriaceae. Gene Ontology annotation, biological process: regulation of DNA-templated transcription. The transcript is spliced from 7 exons. The record is from RefSeq and is a predicted model, not a curated record.